ACAUAAAUUGUGGGGCUCUCCCAGAUGUUCCACCUCUUUCUUUUAUUCACGCACUGCUGGAACACAUCCCUCCGUGUAAAACUAAGAUAAUGAGCUCCAACAAUGCUUCUUCUUUAUCAUCUUCGCCCCAAAGCACUGAACAAUCUUUCACCGAUCUCAUCACUGCUCUUCGAAAAGAAAUUGACGAUUUGCGUCGUCAAAAUGAUGAACAUCGUGAAACAGGGCACAAUCUACACGUUGUCAGCAAACAGACAGCAGUGACCUUUUACCCCUAUGAAAAGCUCAUUGAAUACGUCCCUUCAGCAGAAGGUCGACACUUCUUUAAUUCACGGAUCCCUGAGGACGACAAAAUUUAUGAUAUGGCAGACUUCCACCUCAAUGCCAACAUGUCUUACACAGCUCCGCUCACCAACGUUCCCAGCCAGUCUGGUAUCUCAAAAUUUAACUUGGCUAUCGACAAAGAACUGGCCCAGAUCCAGAGCAUGCUGGCUCACUGCACAAGGCCAAUCGACACGUACGCCUCAGAAAUCGUCAACAGAGGUAACCCUGACGAAGAGUGGUCGGCUUCAUCGCUGGCAAUUCUUCAUGUCAUUCGAGUCAUGUUGGAAAGAAUUGCAACUCACAUUACUAGGACCCGCGAGCAAGUCGUACUUCGUUCUCUGGGGCACACAAUCAAACCAAUAGGCUCCACACCUCCAAUUCUCGAGGCUGACAAGAUUGCUGAAUCCAGAAAAUUCACUGAGGUCGUUCGUGAAUCGUCAAAACGAUUAUACAGGUCAGACAGGUCAUAUUACAAAGGCAAACAUACUUACCAACCACAUAGACGCAACGAUCGAUAUAAUAAUUAAAGGAGCUCACGCGAUCGCUGGAUUGACUAUCGCAAUGAGACGUCUAAUCAGUCGCAUCGACGCUCCCCUUCGAGAUCGAGGCGGUCACCAUCGCCCAGUCCAAAUAGGAAUGGCAACAACAGGAGCGGCUCUCGGUACAGCAAGGGAAAAGGACGGGGAGGGAAGUCGAACAACUUAGUGGGCGG
This is a messenger RNA of Lobosporangium transversale, 1033 nucleotides long. RefSeq lists its product as hypothetical. NCBI's taxonomy places the organism in Eukaryota, Fungi, Mortierellomycota, Mortierellomycetes, Mortierellales, Mortierellaceae. The record is from RefSeq and is a predicted model, not a curated record. The transcript has a single exon. The coding region runs from base 90 to 848 and encodes 252 amino acids.